Molecule: messenger RNA, 2066 nt
Organism: Closterium sp. Naga37s-1
Lineage: Eukaryota; Viridiplantae; Streptophyta; Zygnematophyceae; Desmidiales; Closteriaceae
Source: the annotation of a GenBank genome assembly
GCCAGAACAGGAAUUACUCAAGCAGCCAGCUGGUCCUCCCGCCAGUAUCUGUGCUCACCAAGGGGACGCAGCGGGAGACGAGGGGGAACUUCACCACAGCUCCGGUGACUCUGUUUGUGUACGAGGCAUGGCAGGGGCUGUCGGGUUGUGGGCUGCAGCUCGCCUUCCAUGCCAACUUCACCUUCUCCCUCUCGCCUCAAUCCGGCCGCGUGGGCUUCAACGGCUUUGCCUUUGUUAUCUCGGCAACCGACCGGGUGGGGAGCGGCGCCGGUGUGGGGUAUGGUGGAAUGGACAAGCGGAGUGUGGCAGUUGAGUUUGACACUGGGCAGGACAAGCAGCACGGCGACAUGCGCAGCCAGCAUGUGGGGCUGAACAUUCGAGGCGAGGACAAGUCGCUAGCCGCUGUGCCGUCUCCAUUCCCUCUAAGCAGCAAGAGGUCAUACACGGCAUGGGUGGACUAUGAGCCGGGGGAUCCCGGCACCAUCCAGGUCUUCCUGGAUGACUCGAAGGAGAAGCCGCAGCAGGCACUGCUGGAGAGGAGGCUGGCGCUGUGUGAGGUGCUGCAGGGUGGGCCCGAGCAGCACGCCUUCUUCUUUGGCUUUGUGGCGUCCACCACUGUGAAGCCAUUUCAGAAGCACGUCAUUCUUGAAUCUACAGUGGACACAGGCCUUCCCGCUUCUCCCCGACCAGUCACACGUACUCCAGCCUAUGGCCUGCAGAUAUUAACAAACACGUACAUGCCAGAGUGGGCCAGCCCCUUCCCGCGCUACGUGAGUGCGGACUACCGAGUGGCGCCCAGCAAGCAGGACUCGUGGGUCGUCAGCGACUUCCACUCCUGGGACUCCGUGCCCUUUCUUGGCUGGCCUGUCAAGGACCAGAAAGACUGCAAUGCUUGUUGGGCGUUUGCGCUGGUGGCGAGCGUGGAAGCGGCAUACGGCAUUGCAACGAAUGGAGAGGCGCCGCAGCUGUCAGUGGAGUCACUCUUUGCAGCCAUGGGGCUCACCUCCGAGGCUGACAAGUGCAGCACGGGGGGCUCCCCCACCGAGGCGCUUGAAACGCUUCUCACGCUGCCCAAUGGCGGAAUCACAGAGGCUGGCGCACCUACCUACAAGUACCAAGAACCUGGCUGCUACACCGGCAGACUGAACCACGCUGUACUCGUGGUUGGCUACUUCGUCUUCAGAAAUGACGGCAGCCAAAAUCGCAUUGCGCCUCCGUUUUGGAUUAUCCGCAAUUCUUGGGGAGUGGAGUGGGGUGAUAGGGGCCACAUGCGUAUGGACAUUCAGGGAGGUGAUGGCGUGUGUGGCAUCAACGUGCUGCCUGGCAUCUACCCCAUUGUCAAGAUGGACGUGUGUGGCUCUGACUUAAAGAACCCCUGCUAUGUGGGCACAUGCAUCAACGACAGCAAGGGCUCCUACUCCUGCAUCUGCCCUCCCAACUACGUUGAAAGCACGACCAUUGACAACUUCCCCACCUGCGACCCAGCCAACACCACGGCCAGCACUCUGGCAGCCAUUGACUGCAGUCGUCCUUUGCCUCGUGGCGUGGUGCUUCAGCUGGGGAAUUCUCUCCUCAUUCCCUGCACCGCAUUCUUCUACACCAUCAGCAGCGACACAUGCUGGUCCAUCAGUGCGCAGCUGGGCUUCACAACCAGCAACCUCACCGCUCUCAAUCCCGGCCUCAACUGCUCAGAGCCCAUCAAGCCGGGUCGCUCUCUGUGCGUUGAGCGCAACGCCACCUUCGCUUUCACCGUCCCUCAGUGCUCGCGAUACGGCGUGCUCACACCACAGGACACGUGCGAACGCCUGCUGCGGCAGGUGGCGGGGAGUGAGGGCGACCCCACAGGGGCUGGGGAGGUGAAUGCCAUGCGCUGGGCUGAGCUGUACCGCAACAAUCCCGGCCUCAUCUGCUCCGAUGUCAUCCCGACUACCGCCUCUGAUGUUGGAAGUAACACUGGCGUGCAGGUGAGUGGUGGAGGGGAGAAUGGACAAGGAGGGAUGGGGGCCAAAAGAUGGGAGGAAAAGGUGGAGGGAAAACUGUGGAAUGAAGGGGUGUUUGAUGGGUGA